AUGGUGAGGGGCGUUUUGGCUCGUGUAGCGAAUGGUGAUAAUGAGGUGGCGCGUGAGAUAGGCCGAGUCCUCGAGGGUUCGGGACUCGUUUACAUGCUUGGCAUGAUUGUGUUGUCGAUCUCGUUCAUGUCUGUUCUCAUCUUAGCGUGUGCAGAUAGUGGAUCCGGUGGCAAGCGUCGGAGGAGAUAUGGAGGUGUCGCCGGAGGUGGUGGCGGCGGCGGCUGUGGUGGUGGAGGCGGCGGCGGUUGUGGCGGUGGAGGCGGCGGGUGUUGA
This is a messenger RNA of Striga hermonthica, 273 nucleotides long. The record is from the annotation of a GenBank genome assembly. Lineage: Eukaryota; Viridiplantae; Streptophyta; Magnoliopsida; Lamiales; Orobanchaceae.